UGUGCCCCAGCCGCCGGGCAGUCGCUCGUGGCUGGCGGACCAGCCCCGGCCUCCUGCCGCGCCCCGCAGAUGGCCGCCCGCGUCGGUGUACUUGUGCUGGUCUUCGUGUCCGCCGCGCUGGGCCCAGCGCUGGCUGACUGGCCGGUGUGGGAGCAGCGCAGGGAGCGGGGGCUCGCUCCCCAGAUUAGUCCAAGACGCCUCGGUCUUGCCGGCCAGCAGCCUCGUCGGCGCAGCAGCUUCGCACACCGGCAGAGUCAGCGCGACUUCUUCAGCCCUCACUGGCAGCAGAAUGACUUCAUCCCGAGUCAGCCGCCGCACGACGGCUUCAACCGGGAUCCUACCUGGCAAGGCCCUGGCCACGGCCCUGCUGAGAUCGGCUGCAGCAUCAACGGUGAGAUGUACCAGCCGGGGCAGAGCUGGUACCUGCCCGGCUGCAGGAGAGGCACGUGCGUCAAGUUUGGCUACAACUACUACGUCUCAGAGGACAGGUGCAAAACGGAGUACUAUAACAGCAACUAUGCGUGUGUCAUUUACGAAGAGAGGAACCGACGGUACCCACACUGCUGUCCUUACUACAAGUGCAAUCCCGAGCUCUGACGCCUCUGCGGAAGACACCGAAGUGUCAACACAACUCACGCUCUGCAGCUCAAGGAGCCAUGCUCAUCAUGUAGAGGGAACCCAAUGUUGUCAACUUUGUUUGAGCACUGGUCAGUGUGUACACGUUCAAUGAAGUAUUUGUGCGUGCUAUGACUUGUUUGUAAUUGAUGCCGGCUGUACUGAGAA
Pollicipes pollicipes is the source of this 783-nucleotide messenger RNA. RefSeq lists its product as uncharacterized. The record is from RefSeq and is a predicted model, not a curated record. The transcript is spliced from 3 exons. The coding region runs from base 70 to 597 and encodes 175 amino acids. NCBI's taxonomy places the organism in Eukaryota, Metazoa, Arthropoda, Thecostraca, Pollicipedomorpha, Pollicipedidae.